Molecule: messenger RNA, 1374 nt
Organism: Nerophis lumbriciformis (worm pipefish)
Lineage: Eukaryota; Metazoa; Chordata; Actinopteri; Syngnathiformes; Syngnathidae
Source: RefSeq, a predicted model, not a curated record
AUGUCGUGUUACACGUGCAUCAGCUGCCGCGUGGCGUUCGCCGACGGCGAGGUGCAGCGCGCCCACUACAAGAGCGACUGGCACCGCUACAACUUGAAGCGCAAGGUGGCCGACAUGCCGCCCGUCAGUGCCGACAACUUCCAGGAGCGCGUCCUCUCGCAGCGCGCGGCCGCCGAGCGCCGGCCGGGCGACGACGGCGAAGUCUGCGCCCUCUGCCGCAAGAAGUUUUCCAGCCACAACGCCUUCAACGACCACCUGCGCUCGCAGCGUCACCUGCAGGCCGAGCGCCGCGCCCUAGAGGCCGCCCGCCGUCAGGUGGAGGAGAUGAACCGGAAGAAUUUGGAAAAGGGGAUCGGCGGGGACGACAAAGCCGACAGAGACGCCAGGAACGAGGCUCUGCAGCAGGCCCUGGAAGGGCGGCGGAGGGGCGGGCGGGGCGAGACGACGACGCCGUUGGAGAGGAGCGUGCCGGAGAAACCUCCGCGACUCGUGUGGCUGGAGGAGCAGGCCAAGCGCAGGGAGCGGGAAGAAAAUUCCACCGUCGCCGCCACCGAGGAAGAGGAGUGGGAGGACAUGGACGACGACGAUGAUGAUGAUGAGGAGGAGAAAGAAGAAGACGAGGAGGAGGAGUAUGACGAUGAAGAGAGCACUGAGCAUACGGAAGGCGACGCGAGCGGCUCCCUCCCCGGUUCCAUCCCCGUCACCGACUGCCUGUUCUGCACGCAUCAUUCCAAGACGCUGAUGCGCAACGUCGCCCAUAUGACACGCGUCCACAGCUUCUUCAUCCCGGACCUUCAGUACCUGGCGGACCUCCGGGGGCUCGUCCGCUAUCUCGGCGAGAAAGUGGGAGCGGGGAACGUGUGCUUGUGGUGUAACGAGAAGGGGCGCUCGUUUUACUCCACGGAAGCCGUGCGAAGUCACAUGACGGAUAAAAGUCACUGCAAGCUAUUCACCGACGGCGACGCCGCGCUGGAGUUUGCUGACUUUUACGACUUCAGGAGCAGCUACCCAGACAGAAGCGACGAUGACGAGGAGCUUCCCGAUGACAAGAACAUUCAAUAUGAUGACGAGACAAUGGAGCUCACGCUCCCAUCAGGCGCCCGGGUAGGCCACCGCUCCCUCAUGAGGUACUACAAGCAGCGCUUCGGCACCGAGCGGACGCUUGCCCUGAGCCACAACAGGAACGCCGUGGGACGCGUGCUGCGUCAUUACAAAGCGCUGGGCUGGGCCGGCAAUACAGGCGCGGCGGGAGCACGUGGCGUUCAUCGCGACAUGCAAUACGUCCAGAUGAUGAAGUCCAAGUGGAUGCUAAAGAUGGGAAUGAGCCACAACACCACCAGGCAGAAGCACUUCCGCGCGCAAGUCAUGUUCUGA